This is a messenger RNA of Miscanthus lutarioriparius, 1092 nucleotides long. The record is from the annotation of a GenBank genome assembly. Lineage: Eukaryota; Viridiplantae; Streptophyta; Magnoliopsida; Poales; Poaceae.
AUGGCGUCUGCGGCGGUAGUGGACGCAGGCGACGCGCCGGAGCCCACGGUGCGGAACCUCCUGGACCAGGAGUCCCUCAAGUGGGUCUUCGUCGGCGGCAAGGGCGGCGUCGGCAAGACCACCUGCAGCUCCAUCCUCUCCGUCCUCCUCGCCGGGGUCCGCCAGUCCGUGCUAGUUAUCUCCACCGACCCUGCGCACAACCUCAGCGACGCCUUCCAGCAGCGCUUCACCAAGUUCCCCACCCUCGUCCGCGGAUUCACCAACCUCUACGCCAUGGAAAUUGACCCAAAGGUAGAAAAUGAUGAUUUAUCCAAUGAAGGAAUGGAGGGAUUCCUUUCAGAACUGACAAAUGCGAUUCCAGGAGUAGACGAAGCUAUGAGUUUUGCUGAAAUGCUAAAAUUAGUCCAAACAAUGGAUUACUCCGUUGUAGUUUUUGAUACUGCUCCUACAGGGCAUACAUUACGGUUGCUUCAGUUUCCAGCAACCCUGGAGAAGGGUCUUGAGAAAAUGAUGGAAUUGAAAAAUAGAUUUGGCGGUCUGUUGAAUCAGGCCAGUCGAUUGUUUGGUCUUGGCGAUGAACUGAACGAGGAUGCAAUGCUUGGGAAACUUGAGGGUAUGAAGGACGUGAUCGAACAAGUGAACAGGCAAUUUAAAGAUCCAGACUUGACAACUUUUGUGUGUGUUUGUAUUCCGGAAUUUCUUUCAUUGUAUGAAACAGAGAGAUUGGUGCAAGAGUUAGCAAAGUUUGAGAUUGAUUCACACAAUAUUAUUAUUAAUCAAGUUAUAUUUGAUGAGGAAGCUGUCGAGUCAAAACUGCUAAAAGCACGGAUAAAAAUGCAACAGAAAUACAUUGAUCAGUUCCAUAUGUUAUACGAUGACUUCAACAUCACCAAGCUUCCCUUGCUUUCAGAAGAGGUUUGUGGUGUUCAAGCUCUACAAAACUUUUCCCAGCACUUCCUUACACCAUACAAGUCUGCUCUUAAAAGGGGCACCGUCGAGGAGCUCGAAGAGAGAAUAACUUUAUUAAAAUCUGCACUGCAAGAAGCUGAGGCAGAAUUAGAUAGGGUUAGGAAAGGCAAGCAGUCAGCGUGA